Molecule: messenger RNA, 1951 nt
Organism: Mixia osmundae IAM 14324
Lineage: Eukaryota; Fungi; Basidiomycota; Mixiomycetes; Mixiales; Mixiaceae
Exons: 6
Coding region: 43-1902 (619 amino acids)
Biological process (GO): regulation of actin filament polymerization
Cellular component (GO): plasma membrane; site of polarized growth; actin filament
Molecular function (GO): actin filament binding
Source: RefSeq, a predicted model, not a curated record
AUCAUCCCAGUCCGACCGGCCGACGUCGUGAGUGCUCGGCCAAUGGCUCAGCUCAGCCUCAAUGAUCCCGCCCUCGGACCUCCAUAUCAGUCAGUCAUCGACGGUUCGUCAAGCUGGGUCGUGUACGGCUACGAGAAAGGCACAAACGACCUCAAAGUCCAAGCUGUCAGCGAUGACGACACUGCCGAGCUGUCAGACUUUGUGGAGGAGUUCACCAACGGCCGAAUGCUCUAUGGUCUCAUCAGAGUCACAGAUCCUACGACCAAGCUCGUCAAGUUUGUGCUUGUCUGCUGGUGCGGCAACGGCGUGCCAGAGAGCAAGAAGGGUCUCUUUUCCACGCACAGCUCGACUGUCGCCAAGUUUCUGAGAGGCUACCAUGUCCAGAUCCAGGCUCGCUCCGAGGAAGACAUCGAGCCAGAUGUCAUCAUGAAGCGCGUCGCUCAGUCUGGAGGCAGCAAGUAUGCAACCGCUACCAGCGAACCAGCGCCUGCGGCCCGUGCAGCUUUAGGCAGACCUACAACAUCAGCCUAUGUACCUAUCGGUCGACCGGAUAUCGCCUCACUCAAAAGCCAGACACCUGUUCCGCCAGCACCCACGACGCCGAAUCCACCAGCAUCUAAUUUCGCAAGCGUACCACCUCCAAUGCCAUCGUCUGCUUCAAGGCCGACCCCGAAUAUGGCUGCGCGGCCAAAUCCUGCGCCUGCCGUUACUGGACGAUUCAGCAGUCAGGCAGAUGAUACGGACUUUGUGCCAAAGGCUGCACCAGGAUCGUCACCAGCACCGAGCAUACCCGUCGCGCCGCGGCCUGCAGCACCUGCAAGCACAUCCGCAUCUGCACCGCGUGAAGAUCGUCCGGGGGCUGUGGGCACGUCUUACACGCCAGUGACUCUUGGCAAACCAGGCAAGCUUGGGAACAGAUAUCCCUUCGGCGGUGGCGAUCAACAUCCAGAUGCUUCUCGCUACAGCUCUGCUACGAUCGCAGCACCAGCUGAGAAGAAGCUUACGUGGUCAGAAAGGCAAGCGCUCGCAAAGCAGCAAGACAAUGAUCAAGCUGCAACGGAUGCCGAGGUCGCUUCUGCCGCCCACGCAUUGCCCGCACCACCUGCGCCUGCCGCGCCGCCGGCACCGCCUGCUCCACCCUUGCCUGCGUCACGACCGACGUAUAGGCAGGACGAGAAUGACGACUUCGAGACGCCUUCCGCGCCUGCUGUCGUGCCUGCCUCCCAGACGAUGAACCUCAUAGAGGAUGGCAGUCCGUCUGCUGCUAUGCUACCCCCACCACCGCCUCCACCGCCGCCAGCUCCUCCUGCGCCACCCAUGGCAGGUGCGAUGCUAGGCGCAUCCCUAGCAGAUCAAAUCGCAGAUCGCGAGAAAGACGAAGCUGUGGACGAGCACGAAAUGAACAAAGCCAAACUUUCUCAGCUUGCGCUUGAUACCGACCAGAUCGAUGUCGCUGCUGCACAGAGCGUCAAAAGCCCCCUCGCACCUUCUGCACCGACGGCGACCGCGUUAUACGAUUACGACGCAGCAGAGGAUAACGAGUUGACGUUCCGAGAAGGCGACCACAUCACAGGUAUCGAGGACCUUGGCGAAGGCUGGUUCACUGGCCAUCUCGGCGGCGUUUCUGGCAUGUUCCCGAGCAAUUACGUCGAGCUGACGGAGGCUGCUACUGAGCCAGCAGCGCUAGAGCCUGUUGCAGAAAGCGUGAGCCUGGCAGACGAAGCUGGACCGCCUUUUGCGGUAGCUCAGUAUGCUUACGACGCAGCGGAAGACAAUGAGCUCACUUUCGACGAAGGCGAUCGAGUGACGAACAUCGAAUUUACCGACGAUUCUUGGUGGACUGGACGAGCGCACGGCAAGACCGGCCUGUUCCCUUCUAAUUACGUCCAGCUUGAAGAAUAGGCCAUUGUCGUACAUUGCAAAUGUACAUCACAAAAGUAGUGUUACCACG